This is a messenger RNA of Fomitopsis serialis, 774 nucleotides long. Its product is annotated as NAD(P)-binding protein. The transcript has 8 exons. Bases 1 to 774 code for a protein of 257 amino acids. Gene Ontology annotation, molecular function: oxidoreductase activity, acting on the CH-OH group of donors, NAD or NADP as acceptor. The record is from RefSeq and is a predicted model, not a curated record. NCBI's taxonomy places the organism in Eukaryota, Fungi, Basidiomycota, Agaricomycetes, Polyporales, Fomitopsidaceae.
AUGGGUUCCUUGGCAAGUCCAAAGCGAGUCGCCGUAGUCACCGGCGCAGCUCAAGGCAUCGGACGCUGCAUUGCGAUGCGUUUGGCGGCAGACGGCUUGGACGUAGCCGUGAACGACCUACCCACCAAGCUCGCUCAGCUGGAAGCAAUCGCUACGGAGAUCAAGUCGUUGACGGGCUGCCAGGCCAUCGUCGUGACUGGAGAUGUGUCGCGCGAUGAAGACGUUGAAGCAAUGGUCGCCUCCGUCGUGGAAGGGCUCGGAGGCUUGGAUGUGAUGGUCGCGAACGCUGGUAUUACGGAGUUUCGUUCUUUGGUAGAUCUGGACGUGAAGGAGUGGGACCGAAACAUGGCGAUCAACGCCCGAGGCGUCAUGCUCUGCUAUAAAUACGCUGCGAAGCAGAUGAUAGAGCAAGGCCGCGGCGGACGGAUCAUAGGCAUCCCGAGCCUAUCGGCGUACGCUGCGUCCAAGUUCGCGGUGCGAGGCCUGACACAAUGCGCAGCUUUGGAGUUGGCCGCACAUAAAAUCACUGUCAACGCCUAUGCUCCUGGCGCGAUUCGCACGAACAUCGUCAACAACGAGGAGGACAUGCGUGAGGAUGAACGUCUGGGACUGCCUCCGGGCACGACAACGAUGAAGAGGUUGAAUAUGCCGAUGAACAUCCCGAUGGCAGACCCCGAAGUCAUUGGCAGCUUGGUCUCGUACAUCGCCAAACCAGAGUCGCACUUCAUCACUGGUCAAACCAUCUCAGCGAACGGCGGAACGCACUGUGACUAA